AUGAAACAACAGCAAAUUGAUUCCAUAGCCAAGAAAAAUCUACAGAGCACUCUAUAUGUUACAACUGAGAACUCACGACCAGAAAUAGCUACGCUGAAACAAACCCUAAAUGAAGCUUCUAGAAAACCCAUGGGUCAAAUGUACGAAUUCCAGAAAAAUGAAAACCUGAUAUUGACGGAAACCCUAUUCGGCAAAGUAGAAGAUUUGCAAAACAAGCAGCCUUUGAUGACGUAUGAUGGAGGCGCGGAAAACACUGCGCCUCAAUCCGACACUGUGCCUCAAGUCGGAGAGCAAAAAUCAUUCAUCAGUAGACAAAUGCAAGAGCUGCCUUUUAAGGAGAAACUUGUUAAAGUACAGCGAACUGCCAUGCUUUUCAACGCCAUGUUUGAAUACCUUAUGCUGGUCCUGCAGUGGUUUGCCGAUAUGCCACAUGUACGACAUAUGCCUGUACCGGGCAGUUUCCGGUACGUUCUAGCUACGAAGUGGUUUAAGCAAUGGAAGAGCUAUGUGGGCUAUGACAGCUGGGAAAACUACAAUGCUGGAGAUGAAAGUGCCAACCCUGGACCUAUUGACAACUCGCCCUUGCUUAAAAUGGGCACUAAGACUCUUAAAAAGCACUUGAUAGAUGACCUUAACUACACCCUCGUGCCUUUUGAGGCUUGGACAGCGCUGGUCUCGUGGUAUUCAAUUACAGAUAACCAGUCCCGAGGCAUGCCCAGCCAGCCGAGCCAAAAAAACAAGUCCGGACAGCCGUCUGGUCAAAUCAAUCAGCCCACUCGAGCGACCGAAGUAAAACUACACAAAGCUAAGGAGCCCUGGAAACCAAGACGUUUUAAACGCGGUACCAGCAAAAAGGAAGUGGCGGGAAACGACGAUGCAGCAGAGGACCUAUACCAGGAGACAGAAUGUCUUCUUGACAGGCUGACAGCGGAGCAGUUUCAGGAAUUCGAGUCACAGAUGAAGGCCCUAAAGAUUGACACGGAAGAUAAAAUGAAGGUGGUCGUUGAUCUUGUCUAUGAGAAGGCCAUGAGUGAACCUAACAUCAGUGUGGCCUACGCCUACAUGUGUAAAUGUCUAUCAAUGAUUCAAGUCCAGUCCAAACAAGGGAAGGUUAUUAACUUUAGAGCCGUGUUGUUGACGCGAUGUCAACGUGAAUUCGAAAUGAACAAUUCGUCAAAUCCCGCCUUUGUCACCAAACACAAUGAAAUCUCCAAACACGAAAAUAAAAGAACAAUAAAAGAAUUAAAAAAAGAACUCCGUUACGAAGAGGCCAAAACCAAACAAAGAUCUCUAGGAAAUAUAAGGUUCAUGGGGGAAUUAUUUAAGGUUAAAAUGUUCAAUGAAAGAAUAAUGCAUGAUUGUGUGUUCACAUUACUUCGGGCUAAGGACCCUGAGAGUUUAGCGUGUGUGUGUAUGUUAUUAACAACUAUAGGAAAAGAACUUGAUACAGACAAUGCCAAGCCCCGUAUGGAUCAGUAUUUCCAACAGAUAGCUAAACUAGCUAACAAAAAAACUACCUCUGCAAGAGUUAGAUUUAUGCUUCAGGAUAUGAUAAAUAUUAGAUUAAACAAGUGGAUACCGCGACGGUCAAACAUCAACAUCAAUAUCAUCGACCAGAUUCACAGGGAAGUCAUACAGGAGAGGCAGGAGCAGGCCCUUCCAACUCAACAAUUCAAAGAACAAUUGAAGUUUCAGAAGGGCGAUCGUUCCAGUCCAACCUUUGGUCAGAUAGUUGUCGGUGGGAGUAGUCAGGUACAUCGUUUGAACAUGGUUGGCAAACAAACAGCGCUCAGCUCAGUAAACCGGUCAAAAGACCCACCACGCAUCAACAUUUCUAAGGAAAACGGGCAUAAGGCAGGCAGAUUUGCUGGCACGGGUGAGAAUUCAACGGGGGGCAACUCUAUCAGGGCCAGAAUGAAGAUUGCAAAAUCCCGUACUCCAGCUGAAAGGUCCGAGGAAUACUUUGGUCGGCGAAUCCCGCGCAAAAGCCCCACGAUUGGAGAAGGACGUGACAGGGUAGGGUUUGGGAGACCACCAAGACUCAAAACCAGACUCUCACAGGAACAGUUGAAUGAGGAUUUUGAUAUCACGAAAGAUGGACACAGCGCACCUGCCCCUGAUAUUCCACUGACAGAAAUCGCAGACCGACUCCACGAUCUAAUCGUUGUGCGGCGGGAGGAUAAUGAGACAAUUUACAACUGGAUCUAGUCUAAUGUUGAUGAGCUGACCACUGCAAAGUCGCAGUUUAUACGGAUGCUUAUGACUGCUGUGUGUCAAAGUGCCAUUAAAGGUGAAAAGGGCAAGGAGAAACUAGAACCAAAGGAUAUCAUCAUACGUAACGACCUGCUGCAGAAGUACCUCGACCAAAAGCCGGUGUUCGAACUCCAGGCACUGUUUGCUCUGCAGUUGCUUGUUGCCAGGCUUGAACACCCACAGGGUCUACUCCAGUGUUUCUUCGACGUCUUUUAUGACGAGGAUAUAAUUAACGAGGAUGCUUUCAUUGAGUGGGAGGAGAGCGAUGACGAACCGGAGGGGGAAGAGGACGGCCCUUAAACAAGUUGUACAGUUUUUCCAAUGGCUUAAAGAGACCGAAGAAGAAAGUUGAGGGUUGCUCAAAGCUAAGGAUAAGAACAAACAAUGAAUAUUUUCACCGGCAUGAUUAUACAUCUAGAGAUUGAGCUUAGUAUUGUUGACACGCAUUCAAAUAUUAAUUUAAAGAAAAUAUAUCGGGUAAAUUCAAGAUACGGUGCGUGAUUAACAUAUGUUAAUAUGAAUUAUAUACUUACAAAUAGCUAAACAAAUGUCAUGGUAUAUGAUUUGACUUGAUUAAUCACGAAGACAUGUUAAAA
Mya arenaria is the source of this 2849-nucleotide messenger RNA. RefSeq names its product eukaryotic translation initiation factor 4 gamma 1-like. Gene Ontology annotation, cellular component: eukaryotic translation initiation factor 4F complex. Gene Ontology annotation, molecular function: cysteine-type deubiquitinase activity; translation initiation factor activity; protein binding. NCBI's taxonomy places the organism in Eukaryota, Metazoa, Mollusca, Bivalvia, Myida, Myidae. The record is from RefSeq and is a predicted model, not a curated record. The coding region runs from base 1 to 2208 and encodes 735 amino acids. The transcript has 19 exons.